Molecule: messenger RNA, 933 nt
Organism: Metarhizium brunneum ARSEF 3297
Lineage: Eukaryota; Fungi; Ascomycota; Sordariomycetes; Hypocreales; Clavicipitaceae
Gene: PGFS
Product: Aldo-keto reductase family 1 member C23-like protein
Cellular component (GO): cytosol
Molecular function (GO): aldose reductase (NADPH) activity
Source: RefSeq, a predicted model, not a curated record
AUGGCUCAAGCUGGCGUAGGAUCCCAGGCUUCUCGCCUCGCCAAGGACCUAACCCUCGCCGGCCAGUCCGCCACCACGAUCCCCAGGCUGGUAUACGGCACGGCGUGGAAAAAGGAAAGGACUGCCGAUCUGGUAUACGCUGCGCUGAAGGCCGGCUUCCGUGGCAUCGACACGGCUGCGCAGCCCAAGCAUUACGACGAGCUGGGCGUGGCUACUGGUGUGAAGCGUGCCAUUGCCCAUGGCAUCAUUACGCGCGGAAACCUAUUCAUUCAAACCAAGUUUACUGCUCCAGGGGGCCAAAACCACAUGACGCCAUAUGACCCCAAUGCCCCUCUAGCCGAAAAGGUCGACCAGUCGAUCCGCUCGUCACUGAAAAACUUCACCAUUGAAGGGGAAGAGCCAUACCUCGACAGCGUGGUGCUUCACUCGCCCAUGGACACGAUCCAGGACACCAUGACUGUUUGGAAGACGCUCGAGUCCUACCACCCCCGAACGAUCCGCAAUAUCGGCAUAUCCAACACCACCCUGCGCGUGCUCGAAGCCCUCUACACCAACAUGACCGUCAAACCGUCGGUUGUGCAGAACCGCUUCUACGAUGGCACGGAAUACGAGACGAGGAUCCGUGCUUAUUGUCGCGGCAAGGACAUUGUCUUCCAGUCGUUUUGGACCUUGAGCGCUAACCCGUCGCUGGUGAAGAGCGGGCCCGUGAAGCUGGUUGCCCGGGGUGCUGGUGUUGAAGUUGCAGCCGCGUACUAUGCGUUGGUAAUUGGACUGGAAGGUGUUGUGGUUUUGGACGGGACGACAAACGAGUCUCAUAUGAAGGAGGACCUGGAGGGACUGGAAAGGGUGGGCGUAUGGGCUGAAGGGCCUGGGGCUUCCGAUUGGGCGUCUGCGCUGGCUGCGUUUAAGGACUUGAUCGGCAAUAACGGAUAA